CUUCGUUCUAAAAGACGAAAUGCAAAAACUUUUGAAAAAAUUUCCAAGGGCAUGAUGGAGAGAGGCCACAAUAGGGACUCUGAGCAGUGCCGCGUGAAGGUCAAGGAGCUCAGACAAGCCUAUCAAAAAACAAAGGAGGCAAACGGUCGCUCCGGGUCAGAGCUGCGGACAUGCCGCUACUACGCCGAGCUGCAUGCAAUUCUAGGGGGGGCUGCCACCACUACCCCACCUUUGUUCGUGGAUUCUGGGUCGGGGAUAGUCUCGACGCCUGAGGAUUCUGCCGAUGGGGUAGAGGAGGAGGAGGAGGAGGAGGAUGAGCUUGCAGAGAGCACACAGCACUCCAUUCUCCCCAACAGCCAGGAUCUUUUUAUCACCCUGACUGAAGUACCCUCCCAAGCCUCCCAAGCCAGUACCCAAGACUCUGACCCCAUGGAAGGGACCUCAGCAGCUGCAAAUUCCUCAAGCCUCCCUCCUCCAUCCCGAAGGUUAUCACAGAUAAGGCGUCGUAAGAAGAAGACGCGGGAGGACAUGUUUUCUGAAAUUAUGCAAUCCAGCAGGAGUGACAGAGCUCAUCUGAAUGAGUGGAAGGAAACAGUUUCAAAGUAUAGGAAAGAAGUCAGUGAACGUGAGGAGAGGAGGGACCAACGUGAGGAGAGGAGGGACCAACGUGAGGAGAGGAGGGACGAUCGAGAUCAGAGAUGGCGGCAGGAAGACCAGAGGAUGAAGGAUGCAACGCUGGGGCUGCUCCGGCGUCUGGUGGAGGUUCAGGAACGGCUGCUGGAAAACAGACUGCCGCUUCAGCCCCUGUUCCACCCUCCCCCCUCCCCAUGUUCCGUAUCCUCCUCACCCAGACGUGUAAGAACGCGGGGGGGGAGGCUCCGUACACCUUCCCAUUCCACCCCAGUAGACAGCUCAAGCAAAAGGCUGUCAUUUUUUUAACCUUUUCUUUGUGGCUUUUUCCUUCCCAGCAAUCCUCCUCCCAAAUACCACCCGGGUUCCCUCCCUCUUUUUCUAAUCUAUUAAUAAAGAAUAAAUGAUUUUUAAAUGA
Messenger RNA from Malaclemys terrapin pileata, 1048 nucleotides. RefSeq names its product SRRM2 protein homolog rsr-2-like. The coding region runs from base 52 to 939 and encodes 295 amino acids. The transcript has 2 exons. Lineage: Eukaryota; Metazoa; Chordata; Testudines; Emydidae. The record is from RefSeq and is a predicted model, not a curated record.